Lates calcarifer (barramundi perch) is the source of this 554-nucleotide messenger RNA. It is a transcript of the gene ndufa11, whose product is annotated as NADH:ubiquinone oxidoreductase subunit A11. The coding region runs from base 71 to 478 and encodes 135 amino acids. The record is from RefSeq and is a predicted model, not a curated record. The transcript is spliced from 4 exons. Gene Ontology annotation, biological process: mitochondrial respiratory chain complex I assembly. NCBI's taxonomy places the organism in Eukaryota, Metazoa, Chordata, Actinopteri, Centropomidae.
UAGAAGAAGAAGAAGGGUAGAAAUUUCUCGCGAGAUUUCCGCUUUCUAGAGUGUCCUUGCUGCAUUCAAAAUGGGGUACUGGGACCUACCAGAGGGCACGGACUGCGUCCAAAAAACAUGGAUCACUACCAAACUGAGCACAGCUUUGGGUCUGGUUGGUUCGGCCUAUCACAUUGUGGCAUUCCAGCCUGAUUCUGCAUUGGCAGCACUACAGAGGACUACCAAUACAACUGUUACCAUGGCCACCAUGGGAGCCAUCUUUGGCAUGGUGACGUGUCUCAGUGCUCAGGCUCGUGAAGCUCCAGAUGACCCACUGAAUUACUUCAUCGGGGGCUGUGCCUCUGGGAUCUUCCUGGGAGCCAGAACCCAUAGUGCUAUGACUGGUACGUCAGCGUGUCUGGGUCUGGGAACGCUGGCCUUCUUCACAAAAGUCGGCAAGAUGGAAGGAUGGAGGCUGGCUGGACCACCCAAACUAUAAGGAGGAAGAUAACUAUGAUUAAAUAUAUGUUGUAAAAAGAGUUCAUGUAAUAAAGUUCUUGUGAAAAUGACAAAAA